This is a messenger RNA of Cynocephalus volans (Philippine flying lemur), 1104 nucleotides long. RefSeq names its product aspartate beta-hydroxylase domain containing 1 (gene ASPHD1). Bases 1 to 1104 code for a protein of 367 amino acids. Lineage: Eukaryota; Metazoa; Chordata; Mammalia; Dermoptera; Cynocephalidae. The record is from RefSeq and is a predicted model, not a curated record. Gene Ontology annotation, cellular component: membrane. The transcript is spliced from 3 exons.
AUGCGGAAGGGAAACAGCCCAGGGGGGAACGAGGGAGUAGCCAUGGAGGGGACAGGUAGAGAGCUAGGGGGACAGGGGAACUGGGGUUUGGAAGAUGCCCCAGGCCUCUUGGCCAGGGCCUCCCUGCCUAUCAUGCUCCCCUGGCCACUGCCCCUGGCCUCCUCGGCCCUGACCUUGCUCUUUGGAGCCCUCACUUCCCUUUUCCUCUGGUACUGUUACCGCCUGGGCUCCCAAGAUAUGCAGGCCCUGGGGGCUAGGAGCGGGGCUGUGGGUGUUAGCGGUGGGCCUGGGGGAUGCUCUGAGGCUGGUAGGCCAAACCCAGGGAGCUCUGGGGAGCAUGGGGAAGGAGCCAGGACAGAAGGCCUAGUGAGCCGUCGGCUUCGGGCCUAUGCCAGGCGCUACUCCUGGGCUGGGAUGGGUAGGGUGAGGCGGGCAGCUCAGGGUGGUCCAGGCCCUGGGGGAGGGCCAGGGGUCCUGGGCAUUCAGCGCCCAGGCCUGCUUUUCCUACCAGACCUACCUUCAGUCCCCUUUGUGCCACGGGAUGCCCAGCGGCAUGAUGUGGAACUCUUGGAGAGCAGCUUCCCUGCCAUUUUGCGGGACUUUGAGGCUGUGAGCUGGGACUUCUCAGGGACUACCCCUCUGCCUCGGGGCUGGUCCCCACUCCUGGCCCCUGGGUGCUACCAGCUCCUGCUGUACCAAGCAGGCAGGUGCCAACCCAACAACUGCCGCCGGUGCCCAGGAGCCUAUCGGGCACUGAGAGGGCUACGGAGUUUUAUGAGUGCCAACACCUUCGGCAAUGCUGGCUUUUCCGUUCUCCUGCCUGGGGCCCGGCUCGAGGGCCGCUGUGGGCCCACCAAUGCCCGGGUCAGAUGCCACCUGGGCCUGAAGACCCCCCCUGGCUGUGAGCUGGUGGUCGGGGGUGAGCCCCAGUGCUGGGCUGAGGGGCACUGUCUACUGGUGGACGACUCCUUCCUGCACACAGUGGCUCAUAAUGGCUCCCCAGAAGAUGGGCCACGAGUGGUCUUCAUCGUGGAUCUGUGGCACCCCAACGUGGCUGGGGCCGAGCGCCAGGCUCUUGACUUUGUCUUUGCACCAAACCCUUGA